Messenger RNA from Amyelois transitella, 3270 nucleotides. RefSeq lists its product as uncharacterized. The record is from RefSeq and is a predicted model, not a curated record. Bases 193 to 3081 code for a protein of 962 amino acids. Lineage: Eukaryota; Metazoa; Arthropoda; Insecta; Lepidoptera; Pyralidae. The transcript is spliced from 24 exons.
GGCCCGGGCGGGGCAGGAGCGUGGGGCGCAGGGGCAGGCGGGGUCGGAGGUUUUGGUGCAGGAGGAAGUCCAGAUAGCUUAGAAGCGCGCAAACGCAGGGAGGAAGAGGAAAGGAAAAGACGUGAAGCCCUGGCGCGAUCCGGUCGAGGCAGUGGUAGCGGAAGUGGCAGCGAAAUAGAUCCGGAGCGACGUAUGGCGCAGGAGAUCCUUCACAAACAACUUAAGGCCAAAGGAGGGGAGACGCUAUACAAACAACCACCUACUGAGCUUUCUCAUUCACAGGCCUCUGAUUGGUUAAAAGACCCACCGAUGAAGGUAGACAAAUCAGUGAAGGAGUCUGGGGAUACGGACCGACUGCAUAAGAAGUUUGAGAGGAAACUCAGCAACUUGGUCAGCAAAAUUACUCCUCCCAAUAUGGCUGACACGAUGCAAGAUGUCGUCAUCGAAUCAUCAAGGCAGCUCUCUGAAUACUUCGUGUCCAGCAAUUACAAGGCGCUGGCGCGCGACGGUCUCAUAUCCGAGAUGCAGAGAAAAGGCAACGAAAUACUAAUAGACUUGGACGGCAACGCUGAAACAUUCUUCUUUGCUGCUCAAAGAUUGAAGAAGGCUAAAGAUCCCUUACAAGCGAAAGAGCCAUGCAACCAAGUGGCUUACCAACUGGGCAAGAAACUGGAUGACAUGAUACGGUGUCGGUCCAUGGCGAGAAAACUAACUGCCACCAUGAAAGAUCACAUAAAGGAUGCCGCUGAAUAUUUAUCAGGACUUGUAACCAAACCAGAUGAAGAGAUCGAGGCGUACGUGGCUCUGCUGGGCGAAAUGGAGUCCAGAGGGGACUCACUACUUAUUGAAGGAGAUAUUCCGAAGUCAUACUCCGACGCUGCUAAAUAUCUCCGCCAAUUGACUACUUGGGAAGAUCAAAUAAGAAGGCCGAACAGUUCUCUACAAAGUUCCACGGAGUCAAAACUGAAGACUAUGAUGGCGAACGUGGAGCCCAGGGGUUACAGCAAGGGAGUGUUGGAUGGUGUCAUCCAAAAGUGCACAAAACUGCUCGUUUCCUACAUCAUGCUUCAAGGUGAAAAGACGGAAGCCCUGAAGGUUCUGAUAGAACAAAUGGAGAAAGCUGGCGAAGGAGUUUUGUUACGACAUGGAGCUAUCCAAAAGUCCUACAACCAGGGUGCAGCUAUUCUACGAGGGAAGAAUUCAGAUCAGCUUAGUGUGCCUAAUGCAGAUCCGGUUGUGGCGAGGAAAAUACAAAUCAAGUUCAAAAACCUCAUGAGUAAUGCUACUCCCGACAAAUAUAAGUCCCUUAUGGAUGAUGUAAUUGAGGAUGCUACAAUGUAUCUUGCUGUCCAUUUCCUGCAACCACAGGUGAUACAAGUGUGCAAGUGCAUGAAGAACGUGUUCGUGCAGUGCGAGCUGUGGUGCGACGAGAUCCUGCGGCGCGUGGCGCGGCCGUGCUGCACGUGCUCGCGGCACGUGUCGGUGCAGGCGCUGGCCGACCUCGCGCCCGCGCAGCGCCUGCGCGUCAGCCCCGGCGGCUCGCAGGCCUUCGCGCCCGGCCUCGAGAUCUCCCUCACGCAGUGCCCCAAGCUCAGGGCCCGCGGCAACAAGUCCAGCCAGGACGUCUGCCCCGCGAAAAACCCGAGCAGCGGCUGCAACCAAGUGUCUGCCUCCUAUCUCCUCUACUCCACGUCGUACGACCGCUCCCCCAGCCCCACCAAGCUGCCGCGCGAAGUCGCCGACACGAGCUCCUUCGAAACUACCACGUCCUCCACCAGCCUUCACGACAAACCGCCGGUGAUGAUGACCCGGUCGCAACCUACUAAACUUACGCAACCUCCCGCUACGUCCACCUCUCAAAUGGAGCCGGAACAGGAAACAUCGGAACACUCGACCGGUGCGUCGUUUUACACGCCGCCGUCUGGUCAGGGAUCGAGUAGUUCUCCGAAGUCGAAGAAGACUGGCGGCCCGUACUUCCAAGCGCCGACGACGAUGUUUGCGAAGAUAAAGCAACACGACAUAAAUGUACAAGCUCCAGCUCCGGAGCGGUCGGGGUCGCCUUAUCUACAGAGUCAGACUUACAGCUCGCGAACACCAAUUGUGUCGACGGACCAGAUGGGCGACUGGCACGCCAUGAUGGUCAGCCUGAUGUGGAACGUACAGGCCUGGCGCGACUGGAUCCAAGAGAACAUCGACAGAGCCCUGUCUUGGAGCCAAACCGAUGAAUCAUUAGACAACUGGACAACAUUCCAACGAAGAGUUUCUCAAGAGGCCUUGCAAUGGCGACAAUACAACACCUUCAGUCGGCAGCUCACACUGCGGCUUGCUCUGCGGUAUCGAGACAAACAGAUAGUAUCACCAACAAGGGCUACAGUGAAGACGGAAAUUUACAUGGAGUGUCAGAGAGAAAUGCUGGACAUUAUUGACAUGUUCAACAGGUGGACUCAUUGGCUGAACGUUGUUGUGAAAGAAACUGACACAUUGCAACAAAUUCCUGAGUCCGAAGUGUCACUUCAAGUAAUGCGAUGGAAUCACUUUAAGGAAAAAGUGGAGGAAUAUGCUGAUGAUUGGUCAAAAUACAAUACGCAUUUGAAACUUUGCUGGGAACAUAAAUACAAAACAAUUAUAUCAGAUUGGUUGCCGUCGUGGCUGCAGCACGGGCCCGUGUGGGUGGUGAGCGCGUGCGGGGCCGUGCCCAGCGGCGCGGUGGCCGCCGGCGUGUUCGACGGGGAGGUCACGUGGGUCGCGCGGACUACGCACAAGUGCAACGUCCUCCCAGCAGCAUUGCAUCCUUCAAAACACUAUUGUUUAGUGUACGCUGAUGGGACCGUACACCAUUACACCAAGUAUCAAGUAAUGUGCAACGCGGAGGUGAAAUGGCUAGCGUGGCGGGCGGGCGAGGUAGGCGCUCGCGCCGUCAAAGUGGCGCCCGGCAUCUACGUGGGCAGAGUCCACUACCGCGGUUCCCACCUCCUCGGCGCCGUACACGCACCCUCCUAUAGAUGCCACGUGGUCAUCUUCGGGAGACCCUUCGCAUUCAACUGCUAUGAACUCCUAGUACUUGCGUCCAAUACAAACUAGUUUUACGAACAUUUUUCGGAGGGUAUGGUGACAAAUUAAGCCUUUUGGGCUGAUGUGGAGCAAACAAUUGGGAAUCCGUUUAGGGUGGUGCAAUUGGAAAUCCUUUGGGAGUUGAUUGUUUGAAUUGACUACGCUGGUAAAGUGGCAAUGAGUUUAAAGCUAGAAUAAAUAAAUCGCUUCCGAAAUCGA